AGCGUGAUGACGCACUUCCGGUGAGGCGGCGGGCGCGCUGUAGGAAUUUGAAUUGAGCAUCGGGCGGGAAUUGGAUGAGCGCUGUGUAUAAAGAGGUUACAAUGUCAAAGCGGGAAGCAUUUAUACAGGCCACGGAAAAGGAGAAAGUAGAACAAUUCUUAAACUUCAUCAGGCUACAUAAUGAUGCGUCCGAUCCUUUUGAUCUGAAUGAAUUACUUCAAGAGUUGCCAAGGAAGCAGAAAGAGGAAUUAUGGCAGAAGCUGAAGACUUUACUGUCAGACACUUUGGUGGCAAAUCCAGUGGAAUCGUGGAACAUACUAGACGAUGACAGUGAUGAUGACAUGGAAGUGGAAGGAGCUUCGGAUGUGAAACGCACAAUGGAGGUCAUACAUGGAGUAACCACUGUUGCCACAGUGUCUGUGUCUGUAAUAGAUGGCGAUAUAACCUACGGAGCUCUUCUAGAAUGUGCCACCAUUCUCCGAGAACUUUUGGAAGCUUUGCCAACGUCUGAGUCCAAGUUGCGUGUUGCCAUCCAGCGUCUUUGUGAAGCCUGGUGGGAAAAGGAGCUGGAAGAGAAGGAUGAGUUUGGAAAAAUGGCUUUUGUUUUGCUGCUGGCAAAGUCGCUUGAUGCAAAGUGUAUAGUCGCGGACAUUGCUCGCUUAUGGCAACUGCAUUCCUCUCUUCUCAGCUAUAAUUACAACGCGGCUGAGAGCAGCGACGUGAAGGAUUUGUUGCUCCAGUGUUUUAUGAGUAUUAACCACAUUAAGAGAGAAGAGGGACGGAGAUUUCUCAGCUUUCUGUUCAGCUGGGAUGUCAACUUCAUCAAGAUGAUCCAUGAAACCAUCAAAAAUCAACUGCAGUGUUUUCCAAAGUCAUUGAUGAAUCACGUUGCAGACAUAUAUUUCAGAGCCUGGAAAAAAGCAUCUGGUGACAUUUUGACGACAAUUGAACAAGCGUGUAUCCAGGACCUAAUGCACCAUGGUGUUCAUUUACCCAGGAACUCUCCAGUGCACCCCAAAGUGAGAGAGAUACUGAGCUACUUUCACCAGCAAAAACUGCGUCAGGGAGUGGAGGGGAUGCUGUACAGACUCUACCAGCCCAUCAUCUGGAGAGGACUAAAGGCAAGAAAUUCAGAUGUUCGAUCCAAUGCUGCAUUGUUAUUUGUCGAAGCGUUUCCUCUGCGGGACCCCAAUAUGAAUCAUGAGGACAUGGACAAUGAAAUCCAGAAGCAGUUUGAAGAACUUUUUAACCUGUUGGAAGACCCCCAGCCUGUUGUGCGAUCCACUGGAGUUUUGGGCGUUUGUAAAAUUUCGGCUAAAUACUGGGAGAUGAUUCCAUAUUUAAUCCUGGCAGAUCUUAUGAAAAAAAUCCUUGGUGACCUUGCAGCUGAUGUUAGCUCUGCUGAUGUGCGCUGUUCUGUUUUUAAGUGCCUGACCAUUCUUUUGGAUAACAAAUUGAGUCAUCCUUUAUUAGAGCAAAUGUUGCCAGCACUGAAAAACAGUCUCCAUGAUAACUCUGAGAAGGUCCGAGUGGCUUUUGUUGACAUGCUGCUAAAGAUAAAAGCCGUCCGAGCUGCUAAGUUUUGGAAAGUGUGCCCCAUGGAACACCUCUUAGCUCGCCUGGAAACCGAUUCACGACCUGUUUGUCGCCGUAUUGUGAACCUUAUGUUUAACUCUUUCUUUCCUGUAAGUCAACCAGAGGAGACCUGGUGUGAACGAUGUGUAGCACUUGUACAAAUGAACCCUGCAGCCGCACGAAAGUUUUAUCAGUACACCUUCGAACACACUGCUCCCACCAAUAUAGCUAAACUAAUGCUGACUAUAAGGCGCUGCUUGAAUGCGUGCCUGCAGAAAGCCGUCCGUAAUGAAGACGAAGAGAAUGAUGAUGGCAACAAGGAGGCGGCUGAAAAGAAAAGUAAUAAGAGUGUGUUGGAAAAUGUGCUGUCAACUGAAGAUGCUGCAUCUAUGGCCAGUUUACUGGAAAUCGUGGUCAUUUUGUGGAGAAGUAUCAAAAAAGCUCUUGAUCAGAAUGAAGAGGCCCAAAAGUACACAAUAAGCAAAUUUGCGUCCGUGCUGCCUGAAUACUUCCGAGUGUUUAAGGACGAGCGCUGCACUGUAGCAUUAAUAAUCCUGGCCUCUUUUAUGCCUCCAUCUGCUGUUCCAACAUUCAGCUGCUCUGUCCUCUCUAAGCUGAGAAACUUACAUAAUGGCGCUGAAGAAAACAAGUACGCCACGCUCAUAGACUGCUUGUGUCGCUGGGGGCAAGUGGGCCACAUACUGGAGCUUAUAAACGACUGGCUAUCUGAGACUUUCCCAGACAAGAAGAGUCCAAAGGAUUCUCGACGAAAGGUCCGCAUUCAGGAUACGAUAGAGAGUAAGCCGGAGCUAGCUCUUGAUUACAUGGAGUACAUUAUAACCCACACUAUGAGUCGAGAGUGCCUUCUGUCUGUACCAACUAAAAAGUUAAAUGGCUUUUUAAAGGUUCUGGGGCUUAUAAAAGAGGUCCUGUGCUCAUUUGUGAAGCCAACGAAAGAUACAGAUCAUAAGAUUACUCAAGAAACUGCGCUUAGAACUUUCAGCCUUUAUUGCCGGCUCAGCAUCCACCUCCAGUACAAGGUUAGCUCAGAAGGGAGAAUAUACCUGUCAGUCUUGGAGGACACGGGGUCCUGGAUUGAAAAUGAAGUUCUUGCAUUUCUUGCUUCUGAUGAGGUCAUUUCAGAUGAGCAGAGCGAUUUGUCUAAAGAAAUACUUAAGACAUACCUUACUGUUUGUAAAGAUGUGGUAAUGGUUGGCCUUGGAGACUCAGAAUUUCAAGCACACGUCCUUCAAAUUGUCAUCUCAACAAUGAAUACUGAGACGUCCUACACGUGCCUACCAAUGCUGAUUUCUGUACUGAAAGAGAUAACCGAAGUCUGUUUGGCUCAGAAGAUGAGUAAUGCCUGUACGGACUUGACUAAAUACCUUGAAGCUAUUCAGACAAUCUUCCAUAAAGCACUGGAGACUACAGCUCGUAGGCUGAGGAAACAUCGUGAAGAGGCUCUACAGCUCCUUCAGUCCAUGCAAGUCCCUCUUAGCCAGUUCAUACAGACCGUUCAGUGCUGGAAUGCUGCAUCUCGUGAGGUCCACCGAGGAAUGCUCUCCACCCUCGUGGCUGCUCUUGUUGUGGAAAUAGGCUCUGCUUUGCGCAAAAUUUCAGAUCCGAGUGAAAUUACGACACCAGCUUCCGUUUCAGAUCUCCCUCCUCUAUCACGCUGCUUAUUGUCCAUUGUUAUAAAGACAUCCAGUGUACUGAGUUCAUUUUUAGGGGAAUUGGCAGAAUGCAUCUCUAUGGGAGAGAUUGAAGGAAUCCUGAGUUUGACUGCAUCACUACAUAUCAUUAUGAUCAGUUCCAAAGGUAAAGCAUUCUCUGCUGCUACAAAAGACAUCGCCGCAAUGAUUCUUCGGAGGCUGAAAACGUAUAGAGAGAUCACAAUGGAAGAUGAGGAAAAUAUAGAAAGGGCCAUAUAUGAAUCAUCGGUGAGAACUUUAGAACAGCUCCUCCCGCCUUAACUUCAGCAUAUUCUGUUAUAUUACUAAGGCAAUGUACAGACUGUUAACGAUAAGAAGGAGGGAGCAUGAUUUUUUGUAAUGUACAUUUAUAUUUUAGGUGUUUUCCGCUAUGUAAAUAUAAAAUAUAUUAUUAAGAUAGAA
Molecule: messenger RNA, 3689 nt
Organism: Bufo gargarizans (Asiatic toad)
Lineage: Eukaryota; Metazoa; Chordata; Amphibia; Anura; Bufonidae
Gene: NCAPG2
Product: non-SMC condensin II complex subunit G2
Exons: 28
Coding region: 75-3548 (1157 amino acids)
Biological process (GO): mitotic sister chromatid segregation
Cellular component (GO): condensin complex; nucleus
Source: RefSeq, a predicted model, not a curated record